AUGAAGAUAAACUUGAAGGACAUUAUCAACAUUGUGCCGAUCAUCAAGGGCUCAGCGCUCAAUGGCGCCAUUUCAGAAGAGGCCCUUAAGGGUGGCUGCCCGCCAACCAUGCAGAACAACCGGAAUAUGGGCCAGGAGCUGUUAUUAGAGUCAUUGACGCUUCACGAGCAGAUCUAUGGAAUUCUCCACCGCAAGGUUGCACGGGUGUAUUCGAGCCUGGCAUAA
Anthostomella pinea is the source of this 225-nucleotide messenger RNA. The record is from the annotation of a GenBank genome assembly. Lineage: Eukaryota; Fungi; Ascomycota; Sordariomycetes; Xylariales; Xylariaceae.